Molecule: messenger RNA, 1182 nt
Organism: Sporothrix schenckii 1099-18
Lineage: Eukaryota; Fungi; Ascomycota; Sordariomycetes; Ophiostomatales; Ophiostomataceae
Product: glucanase b
Exons: 1
Coding region: 1-1182 (393 amino acids)
Source: RefSeq, a predicted model, not a curated record
AUGCCUGACUCGCUUGUUCUCCGCCUGCAAAACACCUCGCCCGACGAGGUCUAUGCCUAUGUCACCGGUCUCGACAUCAAGAAAAACUCACGCCGUGUCCUCGUCGCGGCUGACGGCCACUCGCUGUACUACCCGGUCGACCCGCCAGCUAUUCUGCAGCCCCUCCAGGCCGAUGUAGCUAUUCCGCUCGGCAAAAACGGCGCUGUGACCGAUGUCACCAUCCCGCAGAUUGCCGGCGGUCGCAUCUGGUUCAGCCGCGGGUCCAAAAAGCUGACAUUCUUGUUGAACCCCUCCAACAACCCCGUAGCCGGCCCCGCGCUGGUUGAGCCGUCGGUGCUCAACCCGUCGGACCCCAAUGCGGCCGUGGAUUUUUCGUUCUGCGAGUUCACCCUCAACUCCGACCAGCUGUUUGCCAACAUCUCGUACGUGGACUUUGUCGGCCGCCUGCCUAUAGCGCUGACCCUGCAGCGUCAGGGCGGCAGCAAGGAGGUCCAACAUGUGUCCGGCAUGCGCGCCGAGGCGUUUGCUACCGUCUGUGACCAGCUGCGUGCCCAGGCCAAGCGCGAUGGCAAACCAUGGGACAAGCUGAUUGUCAUGCCGCCCAAUGCCGGCCCCAACGACCAGCCCCUGCGGGUGCUGAACCCGACGCACGGUGAUGCUGUCGGUGGCAGCUUUGCGGGCUACUACGAGCCGUAUGUUGAUCAGGUGUGGAAGCAGUAUGCUGGCGGUAGCAAGCUUAGCAUCAACACCCAGACCGACCUCGGCGUUAUCGACGGAACAAUUAGUAAUGGCCAGCUUGUGUUUGAUGGAGAAGGGUUUAACAAGCCGACGACCGACGACAUUCUGGGCUGCAAUUCGGGUCCCUUUACGACAGGGUCGAGCCGGGUCCGCAACGCCAUUAUUCCCCGUCUGGCGGCUGCCUUCCAGCGUAGUACGCUUCUCACUGACGCGAUCCAGCCCUCGGCCAAUACGCAGGGGUUCUACACGGUCGAUCCCACAAACCACUACUGCCGCAUUGUGCACGCUGCCAACCUCGAUGGGAAGGGCUAUACCUUUGCAUACGACGAUGUCCAGGCAGACGGGGGCGCCGACCAGAGCGGCAAGGUCAAUGCUGGCGAUCCAGAAAUGUUCAUGGUGUCUGUUGGUGGCUAUAAUGUGUACACCGGCGACCGGUUGCCGUAG